This is a messenger RNA of Acanthosepion pharaonis, 1731 nucleotides long. The record is from the annotation of a GenBank genome assembly. NCBI's taxonomy places the organism in Eukaryota, Metazoa, Mollusca, Cephalopoda, Sepiida, Sepiidae.
AUGCCAGGCAUACCUCCUUCAGGGCUCAAUUCUCUCUUUACCUUUUACUUCUCUUUCCCCACUUUCAUCUUUAUCUAUCUUUACUAUUUCUUUUUCUCUGCUCCAUCAUACCUUUUCUAUUUUCAUUCUCACUUUGCUUUUUCUCUCUACCUUUUCUCUUUUCAUUCUCUCUCUCUCUGUCUACCUUUUCUCUUUUCAUUCUCUCUCUCUGUCUACCUUUUCUCUUUUCAUUCUCUCUCUCUGUCUACCUUUUCUCUUUUCAUUCUCUGUCUACCUUUUCUCUUUUUCUCUCUCUCUGUCUACCUUUUCUCUCUUCAUUCUCUCUGUCUACCUUUUCUCUCUUCAUUCUCUCUGUCUACCUUUUCUCUCUUUCAUUCUCUCUACCUUUUCUCUCUUUCAUUCUCUCUACCUUUUCUCUCUUUCAUUCUCUCUAUUUCAUUCUCUCUACCUUCAUUCUCUCUCUCCCUCUCCCUUUUCUCUCUUCUCUCCCUCUCCCUUUUCUCUCUUCUCUCUCUCCCUUUUCUCUUCUUCUCUCUCUCUACCUUUUCUCUCUUCUUCUCUCUCUCUACCUUUUCUCUCUUCUUCUCUCUCUCUACCUUUUCUCUCUUCCCUUCCUCUCUCUCUACCUUUUCUCUUUUCCCUCUCUCUCCCUUUUCUUUCUCUCUCUUCCUCUCUCCCCCUCCCUACCUUUUCUUUCUACCUACUUUUUCUUUAAGAUUUCCCCCCCCUCUCUCUCUCUCGACUUUUUUUCUCAUUAAUUUUCACUCGGCCAUUUUUUUUCUUUCUUUCCCUCAUCCUCUUUGCCUAACUUUCCUUUCUCUUUUCCCUAUCGUAUCCUUUGCCUCUUUUCUUGAGGCAUGUUUGAAAUGUCCUCCUCUUUUCCUCCCUCUCCAACGUCUCUUUUUUUUCAUUCCACCUCACUACCUCCCGAUCUCCUCUUCACCAUCCUUCUUUUUUAUCUGCUCUGUUUACUACCCAUUGAAGCAGUGUAGACGGUCUGGAUUACGGCCGACUAUUGAUAUAGGUAGACUUGACUCCAUCUACCCUGUCAGAAUAGAAGUGGCACCACAAAAAAAGAAAAACGUGUUUGAUUUCGUUUUACCAUUCUUUGUACAUGCAUAUAUCGUUUGGCCUUUUUUACUCUGUUACUCUCCUUUGUGUCUCUCUCAUUUUUUGUUUCUCUCUCUUCGUCUCCCUCUCUCUCUCUCUCUCUCUCUCUCUCUCUCUCCUCUGACUUUUCGUUUUUCUCUUCGUCUCUCUCUCUCUUUCUCACUCUCUCUCUCCCCCUACUUUGUUUUUCUCUCGUUAUUUGUAUCUAUCCAUUUCUCUCGCUUUUCUCUCUGUUUAUCACUUUCCACUUACUUCUUCUCUCCCCUCUCUUCUUCCUCCUCUCUCUCUUCCCCCUCUUUCUUCCUCCUCUCUCUCUUCCCUCUCUUCUUCCUCCUCUCUCUCUUCCCUCUCUUCUUCCUCCUCUCUCUCUUCCCUCUCUUCUUCCUCUCUCCCUCUCUUCUCUCCUCUCUCCUUCCCUCUUCUUCCUCCUCUCUCUCUCUUCCCUUCCUCCCUCUCUCCUUCCCUCUCUUCUUCCCCUCCCUCUUCCCUUUUACCCUCUCUCUCCUCUCUUCUCCCUCCUCUUACCUCCUAUUCUUCCUCUCUUCUUCCUCCCUCCCCCUUCCCUUUUACCCUCCUCUCUCUCCUCCUCUAGUUUUCCCUUACUCUCUCUCUCUCCUCUAG